CGAUAGAUCUUACAAAUAGCAUGUAUUUCUAGGUAAACACUUAAUUCGCAUAAUAUUAACUUACUUGUCUCUUAUCCAAAACCACAGCCAUUGGUCAGACGUCUCGUCUCUGUAACCAGCGAAACCAGACACACCAGGAACAUAAAUGUGCACCCCUUUAUAAAUAGCGUGAGAGCGAGAUCCCUGCAAUACCUAACCCUCCAGCAUGAAGGUCCCCACGCUGUCACUACUCUUCACUGUAGUCAUCCUGGCAUGUCUGGUCAGCGAAGGACAAUGCUGGUUCUCGUCUGUCAGAAGGGGAGCCAGUUUCGCUAAAGGCGCUGUCCUCGGGGCGCGUGAUAUGUACAGAGGAUAUAGGGAUAUGAGACGGGCCAACUGGAGGAACUCCGACAAGUAUUUUCACGCCCGGGCUAAUUACGACGUCGCCCGACACGGACCAGGUGGUCGCUGGGCCGCACGAGUUAUUAGUAACGCACGUGAGAACUGGCAGGGUAGUGUUAGUGGGCGUGGUUACGAGGACACACGAGCAGACCAAGAAGCUAACAGAUGGGGACGUAACGGAGGGGACCCAAACAGGUAUCGCCCUAGGGACCUUCCUGACAGAUACUGAGCUUGAGAAACAACUAAAGAACUGGACACAAUUCUUAGCUUUAAGUAUGCGCUGUUCUUCUAUAAACAAUAAACCCUGAUUCGUGUUUAACUCAUCGCCUCCUCGCUUCUUAAUUUACCGUAUACUACAAAAUUCCAGAGACUUUGCAAAUAUCGCUUACAAGGAAUUGGCUACAGUUCACAUAUUGGUACAUAAAAAGUCAACAAUUACAUUUUCAUUUUGCUACAUUUGCAAUAAAUACAGGGUUAAGCCCACGGAAAACAUUUGAGAUGUUCUUUUUAUGAUUCGGUUGUCGCGGAAAACAUAUAUGUUAAGUUUUCACGUUUAAAUGAAAUAAUAAAAUGCUAUUUGUA
Messenger RNA from Ylistrum balloti, 963 nucleotides. Its product is annotated as serum amyloid A-5 protein-like. Gene Ontology annotation, cellular component: extracellular region. The record is from RefSeq and is a predicted model, not a curated record. Lineage: Eukaryota; Metazoa; Mollusca; Bivalvia; Pectinida; Pectinidae. The coding region runs from base 206 to 610 and encodes 134 amino acids. The transcript is spliced from 3 exons.